AAGAAUUAGGAGCUGCUGACAUUUCAAUAUGAAGGGCAACGUCACUCUUGCCACCGUGAGCAAAAACAUUACCAGCAGUCUUCACUUUGGACUUCUCAACCAGGCUGGCAACGAGUCACUUAACUGCUCGCAUAAGCCAUCAGAUAAGCAUUUAGAUGCAAUUCCUAUUCUUUACUACAUGAUAUUUGUGAUUGGAUUUCUUGUCAAUACCAUUGUGGUCACACUGUUCUUUUGCCAGAAGGGUCCUAAAAGGGUGUCAAGCAUUUACAUCUUCAACCUGGCUGUGGCUGACUUACUGCUUUUGGCUACUCUUCCACUCUGGGCAUCCUAUUAUUCUUAUAGAUAUGACUGGCUUUUUGGACCUGUUAUGUGCAAAGUUUUUGGUUCUUUCCUGACUCUGAACAUGUUUGCAAGCAUUUUUUUCAUCACAUGCAUGAGUGUUGAUCGGUACCAAUCUGUCAUUUAUCCCUUUCUGUCUCAAAGAAGAAAUCCCUGGCAAGCAUCUUAUAUAGUCCCCCUGGUUUGGUGCAUGGCAUGUCUGUCCUCUUUGCCAACAUUUUAUUUCCGAGAUGUCAGAACCAUUGAGUAUCUAGGAGUAAAUGCUUGUAUCAUGGCAUUCCCACCUGAAAAAUAUGCCCAAUGGUCAGCUGGGAUUGCCUUAAUGAAAAAUAUCCUGGGUUUUAUUAUUCCUUUAAUAUUCAUAGCAACGUGCUAUUUUGGAAUUAGAAAACACUUACUGAAGACCAAUAGCUAUGGGAAGAACAGAGUAACUCGUGACCAAGUUCUGAAGAUGGCAGCUGCUGUUGUCCUGGCGUUCAUCAUUUGCUGGCUUCCCUUCCAUGUUCUGACUUUCCUGGAUGCUCUCGCCUGGAUGGGUGUCAUUAAUAGCUGCGGAGUUAUAGCAGUCAUUGACCUGGCACUUCCUUUUGCCAUCCUCCUGGGAUUCACUAACAGCUGCAUUAAUCCCUUUCUGUAUUGUUUUGUUGGAAACCGCUUCCAACAGAAGCUCCGCCGUGUGUUUAGGGUUCCAAUUACUUGGCUGCAAGGCAAGAGUGAGGGCAUGUCAUGUCGAAAAAGCAGUUCCCUGAGAGAAAUGGAGACCUUUGUGCCUUAA
This is a messenger RNA of Suncus etruscus (white-toothed pygmy shrew), 1114 nucleotides long. RefSeq names its product angiotensin II receptor type 2 (gene AGTR2). Gene Ontology annotation, biological process: regulation of apoptotic process; inflammatory response; G protein-coupled receptor signaling pathway. Bases 29 to 1114 code for a protein of 361 amino acids. Lineage: Eukaryota; Metazoa; Chordata; Mammalia; Eulipotyphla; Soricidae. Gene Ontology annotation, molecular function: angiotensin type II receptor activity. The transcript has a single exon. The record is from RefSeq and is a predicted model, not a curated record. Gene Ontology annotation, cellular component: membrane.